CAUCUCUAAUCUAACUAUAUUAUGUUAUACGAUUGCAGUCCCUACAAAACCAAACCCAAACCCAAACCCAAGAAUGGCUUUGAAACAGCAGAAUAACAUGCACCCGAUGGAACUCUCUAGUCUCUCCUUCAUCAACAGCUUUAAAAACGAACCAAAAUAUUUCUGAUCUUCUUGUCCACAGCGUCGGAUAAUCUGCUCUUUGGAGGCCGGCACUAUCGCGUCCAGGAAAUAACUUGCCAUUGGCGGGUGACGGUAUCCCUAGCCCAUACAAAUUCGCUGCCCACCUGCCAUUGACUCUGUAAGCGUUCUUGCAUCAAAAGCUAGAAAAAGAAGAACAGGCGGCGUACGGAGCGGCUAAGCAGAGGAAGAAGAUGGGGACGAAGCCAAGCAAACAAGCAAUGGUCGUUUUUGGGGCUCUAGCAUUUGGAUGGCUCGCGAUUGAAACGGCUUUCAAGCCUUUUCUGGACAAGGCUCGUGCGGCCAUGGGCAAGUCUGACCCCGACCGCGAUCCCGACGAUGUGAAGGAUGAGUCUGCUAGUAAAGACUCGUUCAAUGCUGAUGCUGAUGCUGUCGCCCCCGACGGGAAACCAACAGUUAUGUGAUGGUGAUGGUGAUUGGUGGGAUAAAUUUUAUCGACCAUCCUGAAUUUAUUUAUCUGUAAUGCUACAGUGUCUCAAUUUAAAAAAAUAUAACAUAAAAUUUUAUUAAUUUUUAUAUUUUACAUAAUAAAAUUUAAAAAUUUAAAAAAUUUUA
Messenger RNA from Hevea brasiliensis (rubber tree), 753 nucleotides. RefSeq names its product outer envelope membrane protein 7-like. NCBI's taxonomy places the organism in Eukaryota, Viridiplantae, Streptophyta, Magnoliopsida, Malpighiales, Euphorbiaceae. The transcript has a single exon. The record is from RefSeq and is a predicted model, not a curated record. Bases 372 to 602 code for a protein of 76 amino acids. Gene Ontology annotation, cellular component: chloroplast outer membrane.